CCGCAGCCCGCCGGCUCGCCUGUGCAGUGGCGAUGCCCCGGAGCCCGACCCUGGCCUCGGCCCCGGCCCGCGGUGCGCCGCGCAAUUAGCCCCGGUGCCCGCGCCGCAGCCAACGCCGCGCCCCGACGCAGCGAUGGGCAACACGGUGCACAGGACCCUGCCAGACUCUAGCCCGCCUGCACGCCUCCUGGCCACCCGGCCGUGUUGCGGCCCCGGCCCGGAGCGGCGCCCAGUCCUGGGCGAGGCGCCCCGCUUCCACGCUCAGGCCAAGGGCAAGAACGUGCGGCUCGACGGCCACUCACGCCGGGCGACGCGACGCAAUAGCUUCUGCAACGGCGUCACGUUCACGCAGCGGCCCAUCCGGCUGUACGAGCAGGUACGGCUGCGCCUGGUGGCCGUGCGACCGGGCUGGAGCGGCGCGCUUCGCUUCGGCUUCACGGCGCACGACCCGUCGCUGAUGAGCGCCCACGACAUCCCCAAGUAUGCCUGCCCCGACCUCGUCACACGGCCCGGCUACUGGGCCAAGGCGCUGCCGGAGAGCCUGGCGCUGCGUGACACCGUGCUGGCCUACUGGGCGGACCGCCACGGCCGAGUCUUCUACAGCGUGAACGACGGCGAACCCGUGCUCUUUCACUGCGGGGUGGCCGUGGGCGGCCCGCUCUGGGCGCUCAUCGACGUCUACGGCAUCACCGACGAGGUGCAGCUCCUCGGCACCCUGCAGUCCAGCCCUGCAACCACAUCUCCGUCAGGAUCCCUCAGCGGCUCCCAGGACGAUAGCGAUUCCGAUAUGGCCUUCAGUGUCAACCAGUCCUCCUCAGCAUCUGAGUCAUCCCUGGUGACAGCCCCCAGCUCCCCGCUGAGCCCCCCAGUGUCACCGGUGUUCUCACCCCCAGAGCCAGCAGGCAGCAAGAAUGGCGAGUGCACAGUCUGCUUCGAUGGCGACGUGGACACAGUCAUCUACACGUGUGGACACAUGUGCCUGUGCUAUAGCUGCGGCCUGCGACUCAAGAGGCAGGCCCGGGCCUGCUGCCCCAUCUGCCGGCGGCCCAUCAAGGACGUCAUUAAGAUCUACAGGCCGUAG
Trichechus manatus latirostris (Florida manatee) is the source of this 1081-nucleotide messenger RNA. It is a transcript of the gene NEURL1B, whose product is annotated as neuralized E3 ubiquitin protein ligase 1B. Lineage: Eukaryota; Metazoa; Chordata; Mammalia; Sirenia; Trichechidae. The transcript is spliced from 4 exons. Gene Ontology annotation, molecular function: ubiquitin protein ligase activity. Gene Ontology annotation, biological process: ubiquitin-dependent endocytosis. Gene Ontology annotation, cellular component: early endosome. The record is from RefSeq and is a predicted model, not a curated record. The coding region runs from base 134 to 1081 and encodes 315 amino acids.